GCUCAAGUUAUCUCGAAUUCCGGUCACGAUGAUAUGAUUGUAUGCUCCCCUUACACGCCCUGGCGCAAGCUUGCUUUUAUUGACACUCGAUCAGNNCACGAUGCUGUUCUCGACUACUAUGGACGUCGUUUGGCAACCUGCUCAUCCGACAAAACAAUCAAGAUCUUCGAGGUCGAGGGAGACUCACACCGCUUGGUAGAUACGCUCAAGNGGAGAGCGACUGUCGCAAAUCUGACCUCUUUCUGCAGACACGACGGCGCUGUUUGGUGUGUGUCAUGGGUGAGUCGCCUCUUUAUACACGUCUCACUUGCUCUUGUUGACCUCUUGCUUGUUCAGGCACACCCCAAGUACGGCACCAUCCUAGCUUCUUCAUCCUAUGAUGGCAAGAUCUUUGUCUGGCGCGAGCAAAACAACCAAUGGCAGCGCAUCUACGACUUCACUCUCCACACCGCCAGCGUCAAUCUGAUCGCCUGGUCACCACCAGAGCCCGGCUGCCACCUGGCUUGUGCCUCAUCCGAUGGCUCCGUCUCCGUCAUCACCUUCAGCGACAAUUCCUUCUCCCACUCCAUCUUCCCAGCACACGCUAUGGGCGUCAAUGCCGUCUCAUGGAGCCCCUCGCUUCUCCCCGCACAGCUCGCUGCUGCUCAAACCCCUCAAUCUCAACCACAACCUCUGCGCCGCUUCGUCACUGGUGGUAGCGACAACUUAGUCAAGCUCUGGGACUUCAACCCUCAGACUCAGUCAUACAACAACAUGUGCACCCUUGCUGGUCAUUCGGAUUGGGUUCGCGAUGUUGCAUGGUCACCAACCCCGCUCUCAAAGUCAUACAUUGCCUCGGCCUCGCAGGACAGGACUGUGCGCAUCUGGACGUGUCAGGCAAAUGCCGACCCGGCCAACUCGUCAAGCUGGCAGAGCACAGAGCUCAAGUUCGACGCUGUUGUCUGGCGUGUUAGCUGGAGUCUGAGUGGCAACGUACUGGCUGUUAGCGGUGUUGAUAACAGAGUCAGCUUGUGGAAAGAGAGUCUCAAGGGUGGAUGGGAUUGCGUCAAGACCAUCGAAGAGUAG
Aureobasidium musti is the source of this 1065-nucleotide messenger RNA. The record is from the annotation of a GenBank genome assembly. Lineage: Eukaryota; Fungi; Ascomycota; Dothideomycetes; Dothideales; Saccotheciaceae.